Rhododendron vialii is the source of this 1428-nucleotide messenger RNA. RefSeq lists its product as uncharacterized. Bases 274 to 804 code for a protein of 176 amino acids. Lineage: Eukaryota; Viridiplantae; Streptophyta; Magnoliopsida; Ericales; Ericaceae. Gene Ontology annotation, molecular function: zinc ion binding; nucleic acid binding. The record is from RefSeq and is a predicted model, not a curated record. The transcript is spliced from 4 exons.
AGGGCCUUAGAUUAUCCAACAAGAAGUACUGCUAGUUCACUUCCAAACCUCAUCGUACUUCCACUUCACGAUUCGAGUCCAGACUCAGAAAUCAGAAUUAGCUAUACUUCCACCUCCCGGACCCUCAUGUUCCUUUUUUACCGAUUUCCCUCUAUUUCCGAAAUGCUUGUGCUGAUCGCAGAUUUGAAAUCACCAACUCCUUAACCGAUAAGCUCCAAUUUUCGCCAACCCAUUGCCAGUUAUAAGCUGUUUGACAAGAAAGCGAAAAUUGUGAUGGAUGAGGAGAUGAUUUUCUUGGACAAUAUUAUGCCAGUGGAGAUUGCACUUAAAAGGGAGCUAGAAUACAGGAGGAAGGUGGAGGCUUGGCGAAAGCAGCAGCAAAUUGAUCCUAAGAUUGAUACUUUGCAAUUGGAGGGGCCUCCUCCAAGUUUGGCAGGAACGAAGAGGAAAGCACCGCCUACUAGCUCUCAAGGUUCUUGCAGUAAACAAGCAUUCCAAAAACAACCUGCUGGCCUUGUUUGCAUGGUGUGCAAGGUGUCCUUCUCAAAUUUUUAUUAUCUCAAGAAGCAUUGUGAAAGUCAAACGCACAAAGAGAAAUUAUUACAGAUGAAAAAAUGGGGAACACCUUUAAGCAACCCUCUAAUGUGUGAGCUCUGUAAUGCCCGUUGCUCAAGUGAAGUUGUAUUAGAGGGUCACCUUAGUGGAACAAAACAUGCUACUGGCCUGAAAGAGCUUGAGAGUGCAAAACUGGGAAGAGAGGGAGAGGCUAAGCUGCAAAUUUUCAGUGAAAAGCACUGGAAUUGAAGAUGCAUUUUUGGAGAAAAGGUUAAGGCCUGGAAUUUUCAGAUGGCUAGACAAUGCUACUUGUAGAAGCCUACCUGAUCUUACAACUUUUCAGAGCACAUGGCACACCGCAUAAACCAUACCAUACCAUAUCUGUUCCUGCUCCUCUUACUGGAACGAUCCCUUCUCGGUGACUUCUGCUAGCUGUAGUCGUAGUGGAUACUUCACGGGAGUCUUGGAUAUUACCUAUAUGAUUACCUUGUGCUUCUUGUAAGCUAAUCACGAGCUUUUAAAAACAUUUCUGCCGGUCAGCAUGAACUGCGUGAACCAUGACCUAGGCUGAAGGAACAGUAGGCGUCUUAGUGCUGCACCAUGUACCCUUGUCUAAAUAAAGAGCCCUUCUAUUAUGUACUCUUAUGUUAAAAUUGUUUUCCUUUUAGUAGGUUCUUACAAGGAAACAUUGUGAAAUGUCUUCCAAGUUCUAGAUUGUGCUUGAUAUCAAAUUGUAAGAAGUAUUUCAAUUCGAGGAUAUGGACUAGUUUGGUUUAAGUUACUACUUAUAGAUGGUGUUCUUAACUGAUUAUAAUUGUAAGGAUGAUACUCUGAAUGCUCUAGAAAGUUUCGAAAGAAGUUUAUUUUUUAUUA